AGAUCUCGUACUCUCGAGUCUCUCGAGGCUGCUCGAGGCUCGCCGAGGGAAGGGGGGAAUCUCAGCCUUGGCUUUUAGCGACUCCGCGGAAAAACGUCCGUGACAGCCCACGCGACGUGGGUAUCACAUAUACGUACGCACACACAUACACACGCGCGCGCGUACGUAUACGUUCUCGUUUUGAAGACGAAGACGACGACGGCGGCUACGCUACUCCCCAUUAUCGGCGCGCCGUCAGUCACAACACGCUUUCGCGCGAGAUGAGCAUUUAAUCGCGCGUGCGGCGCCAGCGCGAGAGGCUCACGCAUACAGAGGCUCUGAUAAAUCCGAGGCGAGAGGGAAGAUGUCGAAAGCCCCUGACAGACAGAGCUACGCGCAAACUUACAAGCUCGUCGUCGUCGGUGGUGGUGGUGUCGGGAAAUCGGCGAUCACGAUACAAUUCAUUCAAAGUUUUUUUGUGACCGAUUAUGAUCCAACAAUCGAAGAUUCUUAUACAAAGCAGUGCGUUAUUGACGAUGUGCCAGCUAAGCUCGAUAUAUUGGACACUGCUGGGCAAGAAGAAUUUAGCGCAAUGCGCGAACAAUACAUGAGAAGCGGCGAAGGAUUCCUUCUCGUAUUCGCGGUCACCGAUCACUCGUCUUUCGACGAAAUAUUAAAAUUUCAUAGGCAAAUACUUCGGGUGAAAGAUCGAGACGAGUUUCCUAUGCUAAUGGUCGGGAACAAGGCAGAUUUGGAUCAUCAAAGAAGCGUAUCAAUUGAAGAGGCACAAAGUAUAGCGCGUCAGUUGAAAAUUCCAUAUAUUGAAUGCAGUGCUAAGUUACGAAUGAAUGUUGAUCAAGCUUUCCAUGAAUUGGUGCGAAUCGUCAGAAAGUUUCAAUUAUCAGAGCGGCCGCCACUGAAACCAAAUUACAAGAAGAAUAAGAAGAAAUGUUGCAUGCUGUAAUAAAAAAAACUAUUUAUCUUGACAAAUGAUUUCUAUGAUACUAAUUGGAUCGGUGAGUUCUAAUUCCAGUUAGAAAGUAUGGUAAAUUCGAAAUGGCAGAGAGAUAUGAUUCUUAAUAAUGUACUUUCUCAAAAAUUUUUUAUACUUUUUACACAUGAUUAAUUAGAAUCAUGCGACAUAUAAAUUAUAUUAAAACAAUACAUUGACUAAUACAUGUGAAAAAAUUUAAGUAGG
Messenger RNA from Camponotus floridanus (Florida carpenter ant), 1177 nucleotides. It is a transcript of the gene Ras64B, whose product is annotated as ras-like protein 2. Gene Ontology annotation, molecular function: GTP binding; GTPase activity; GDP binding. The record is from RefSeq and is a predicted model, not a curated record. NCBI's taxonomy places the organism in Eukaryota, Metazoa, Arthropoda, Insecta, Hymenoptera, Formicidae. Gene Ontology annotation, biological process: signal transduction. The transcript is spliced from 4 exons. The coding region runs from base 344 to 943 and encodes 199 amino acids. Gene Ontology annotation, cellular component: plasma membrane.